GAGCAGCAUCAAAGAUACAUGCGCAUCCAGUUUUGAAGAAGACUAGCGAGAUCUAGCCGAAGCCAGAGUGUGAUCGAAGGAAGAAUCCUGAGAGGACGAUGAUGAUAGUUGUGUUGUGAGAUCGAUCGAAGGAUAUUCACAAUUGAAUAAAUCCUAUCUAUCUAUCUGCGAUUGAUUGCAAUUGAGAUCGAUCGAGCGAGCGAUGGAGGCAUCAUCUCAAGAAAGAGACAAGUCCAAUCCUUCUUCUACUUCUACUUCUGCUGCACCCAUUCCUUCUGUUGCUAAUUUCUGGAGAGAGUUUGAUUUGGAGAAAGAAAGGAGCGUAUUAGAUGAACAAGGACUUAGAAUUGCUGAAAAUCAGGAAAACAGCCAGAAGAAUCGUCGGAAGCUUGCAGAAAGCACCAGAGAUUUCAAGAAAGCUCCAGCUGAAGAGAAGCCCAAUUUGUUCAAUUCUUUACUCAGGGGUUAUCAAGAGGAGGUUGACAAUCUUACCAAGAGGGCAAAGUUUGGAGAAAAUGCUUUCCUUAAUAUAUACCAGAAACUUUAUGAGGCUCCAGACCCCUAUCCUGUCGUUGCUUCAGUUGCUGAAAAGGAUGUAAAAAUAGCUGAUCUAGAGUCAGAGAACAGGAAGAUGAAGGUUGAACUUGAGGAAUUCAGAACAGAAGCUACUCAUCUAAAAAAUCAACAAGCAACAAUAAGGCGACUAGAGGAGCGCACCCGUCAGUUGGAGCAACAGAUGGAGGAGAAAGUAAAGGAGAUUGUGGAGAUGAAGCAACGCAGUCUGGCAGAAGAAAACCAGAAAACUCUCGAGCUUCUCAAAGAAAGGGAGCAACUACUGCAGGAUCAAUUGCGACAGGCUCAAGACAGUGUUUCUAACAUGCAGAAAUUACAUGAACUUGCACAAAGCAAAUUGUUUGAGUACCGUGCCCAAUCGGAAGAAGAUACAGCAGCAAAGCAAACAGAGGUAAAUCUACUAAUGGAUGAAGUUGAACGGGCUCAGACUCGCUUGCUCAGUCUAGAGAGGGAGAAGGGAGUUCUACGCUCACAACUACAGUCGGCAAAUGUAGACAAUGAUACCAAGAGAAGUGAUGAUGCGGAUUCAAAUAGCAUCCUGGAGAAUUCAUUAAGUGCUAAGGAAAAGAUUAUCUCUGAACUAAAUACUGAACUUCACACAAUUGAAACCACCUUAUCUAAUGAAAGAGAACAACAUAUUAAUGAAAUCAAGAAGUUGAAUGCAUUGCUCAAUGAAAAGGAAGUUGCCCUUGAGGAAAUCAAGAAAGAGCUCCAAGAACGGCCUACGGAAAAGUUAGUAGACGAUCUGCGCAAGAAAGUUAAAAUCUUGCAGGCAGUGGGUUAUAACUCAAUUGAGGCUGAAGAUUGGGAGGUUGCUACUAGUGGGGAGGAGAUGAGCAAACUUGAGUCUCUUCUUCUUGAUAAGAACCGCAAAAUGGAACAUCAACUCACACAGUUAAAAGUCCAACUCUCUGAAAAGACUUCUUUGGCAGAAACAUCUGAAAUCAAGAUUUCAGAACUUACCUCAAAGAUUAGCGAACAACAAAAGCUUAUACAGAAGUUAGAAGAUGAUAUAUUAAAGGGUUACAGUUCCAAAGAUCGCAAAGGAAAUAUGUUUGAGGAUUGGGAUCUUUCAGAAUCUGCUGUAAAAGAUAGUUCCGAGAAUACAGACCAUAGACAUGUUUCAUCUGACCAAGAUCAAAACUCAAUGCUUAAGGUGAUAUGCAACCAAAGAGAUCGUUUUCGGGCACGCUUGCGUGAGACUGAAGAGGAAAUAAGGCAGUUGAAGGAGAGGAUAGGGGUGCUGACAACUGAAUUGGACAAGACGAAAGCUGAUAAUGUCAAACUUUAUGGAAAGAUCCGUUACGUUCAGGAUUAUAAUCUGGAGAAAGUAGUCUCUAGAGGAUCAAGGAAGCAAUCGGUUGAAGAUCUUGAAAGUGGUUUCAGCUCAGACGUGGAAUCUAAGUAUAAGAAAAUAUACGAGGAUGAUAUAAAUCCUUUUGCAGCAUUCUCUAAAAAGGAAAAGGAUCAAAGAUACAAGGAACUUGGUUUACGAGACAAAAUUACACUAACGAGUGGCCGCUUUCUUCUUGGAAACAAAUAUGCACGAACGUUUGCAUUCUUCUACACCAUUGGGUUGCAUAUUUUGGUAUUUAGCUGUCUCUACAGGAUGUCAGCCUUAAGCAACCUCAGCCAUGGACCUGAAGAAUUUGCUGCCGGCGACAAAAUUAUAAAUCUUCCCCAUGCCAUGUAGCUUAUUACAGUAUACGUACAUACACUUAUCAGACCCACCUCAUAUGUUUUUUACAGAUUAACCCGAACUUCCGUUCAUUCUAUGCUAUAUUCAUAAUGCAAACCUUAUGCUAUGAUCGAUACCUAUUUUAUCAUGUAAAUCAGUAUCUAAAUACGAUUUUGCAAUUUCUGAAUCAAAUACGAUUUUACGAU
Molecule: messenger RNA, 2457 nt
Organism: Helianthus annuus (common sunflower)
Lineage: Eukaryota; Viridiplantae; Streptophyta; Magnoliopsida; Asterales; Asteraceae
Product: protein CASP
Exons: 17
Coding region: 203-2266 (687 amino acids)
Biological process (GO): intra-Golgi vesicle-mediated transport
Cellular component (GO): Golgi membrane
Source: RefSeq, a predicted model, not a curated record